Closterium sp. NIES-67 is the source of this 453-nucleotide messenger RNA. Lineage: Eukaryota; Viridiplantae; Streptophyta; Zygnematophyceae; Desmidiales; Closteriaceae. The record is from the annotation of a GenBank genome assembly.
CCCUGCGAGAGAUGCAGCCCGAAGAGGAGGAGGAGGAGGAGGAGGAGGGAGGGGAUGUGGCUGGAGUAGUGUGUUCCAUUGAUUGGAACACGUUUGGCUCCAUCGGCGGGCGGAAGAAGAAGAAGGCGACCAAGUCCCGGGGCAAGAAGCGGGCCAAGAAAAGCAGUGGGUUCCGAAAGGGGAAGGAGAAAGUGGUGGAGGAGGAGGAGGAGGAGGAGGAGGAGGAGGAGGAGGAGGAGGAGGAGGAGGAGGAGGAGGAGGAGGAGGAGGAGGAGGAGGAGGAGGAGGAGGAGGAGGAGGGGGAGCAGGCGGAGACAGAUAGCGAGGGCAGCGGGCCAGAGGAGCCUGCAAAGAGGACCAAGGGGAGCAACCCGUGGGACUGCAGUGAUGGGGACAGUGGGGAGGACGAGGAGGAAGAGGAGGAGGAGUAGGAAGAAGAGGGGGAGUCGGAGG